Messenger RNA from Cuscuta campestris, 940 nucleotides. The record is from the annotation of a GenBank genome assembly. NCBI's taxonomy places the organism in Eukaryota, Viridiplantae, Streptophyta, Magnoliopsida, Solanales, Convolvulaceae.
UCUUCAUGUAAUCAGAUGCGGCCUGACAGAAUUGAGAGAAAGAUAAUUUCUUUUUCCAAAAAAUAUUCAUUCAAGCACUCGAAUUCUGUGCAAUUGUCAUUGCGAAACAUACUUUACUUUCUUCCCAAAGUGACAUUUAACCAUGACUACAGAAGCACAUGUCUACUGCAUCUAGGCAAGAUUUUGGAGUCAUGUACGAGCAAGCAAAAGAGGUUGUUAGAACGAAGGAAGAAUUGAAGCUGAACACUGAGCAAAAGCCAGCCAAGACAUCCACACAAGCAGCUAGCACCAGCAAGGUCUUUCAUGAGAAAAGGUCUCAGAGCGAAUAUGAAAUCCAAGUAUCAAAGAAAGCCAAGUCGAUGCCUACUCAGUCCGUUGCCUCGACAAGCAAAGGGAAGCAACCUAGGCAUCCCUUGUGUCCCCGUUGCAAUCGCUAUCAUCCAGGAGAGUGCUGGUGGACGCUAGGACUGUGUAUGGGAUGCGGGCAAGCUGGUCAUCAAAGGAAGAAUUGUCCUAUAAAUCCGGGUACUGCAUUUUCUGCCAUUCACGUCUCAAACCAAUCACAAAUAGCAAAUCCAGCUCAGAGUCAACGUACGAUAGCAGGAUCUCAUGUGCAACGACCUCAGCAGCAACGACCGCCGCAAGCUGCGACAGAACAACAUGCUAGAGCUCCAGCUAGGACAUACGCUAUGCAUGGGCAAAUCGAUCCCAAUCCAGAUGCUGACUAUGAAUAUCUUCCGUUUCUCCUUCUUCUGCAACGCAACGGAACCGAGCAAACCAAGAGUUUCGUCCAGAAAUCUUCGCCGGAGUUCUACAAGGGUUCAAUUCGUCAAUCGAGGUAGAGAACAAGGACUGAAUGAGGGGCAGCCUGGAGGACAGUGACGCGUGACGCUGGUGGAUGACCGAAGCUGUUUUAUUUAAAUUAAGAAAAAUGCUAGGG